Drosophila kikkawai is the source of this 1104-nucleotide messenger RNA. RefSeq lists its product as uncharacterized. The record is from RefSeq and is a predicted model, not a curated record. NCBI's taxonomy places the organism in Eukaryota, Metazoa, Arthropoda, Insecta, Diptera, Drosophilidae.
UUUUCAGCAAAUUUUGCUAUAAAAACCUUUUUUAAAAGCGGAGCUUUAAUUAGUUAAAAACUAAACCCCACCAUGCGUGUCUUGCUGCUGUUAGCUCUCUUUGGCUGUGUGCUUUUGGCCACUGUUUCCGCCAAUCCUGUCGAGAUUGAUGAUGUUGUUGACGAGGAGGAGAAUCUGAGAAUUGCUGCUGAGAAGGAAAAGGACCUGAACGUACAGAAUGAUCCUGAGGAGGAGGAGGAAGAUGAAGACUCUAGCGAUGAUCAGAAUGAUGAAGAAGAAUCCGAGUCCCAGGAGGAUGAAGGAGAAGACCAACCGCAGGAGGAUGAGGAUGAUGAUUCUCAGGAUGAGAACGAUGAUGAAGAGCCCCAAGAUGAAGAUUAUCAUUUGAAUUUCUUAAAGACUUCACUUCCAAAAAUGCGGUGUCUGAUUGUUUUUGCUCUGUUGGCCUUCCUGGCUGUUGGCCUUGUGGCUGCCAGACCAGCUGAGGACGAGGAGACACCUGUGGUGUCCCAAGAUGAGGGCGAAGACGAACAGCCUUGGGGAGCUGCUGCUUUGCGGGAUCAAGAAUCUACCGAUGGAAACCAGGAAUCUGAUAAUAAUGAGGAGUCGGAGCAGGGCAGUGGAGGUAAUUCCGAGACUGAGACCCAAGAUGGAACCAGUGGAGACAACUCAGAGACUGAGUCUGAAACUGGAUCCACAGGAGAUAAUGCCGAUGCUGAAACUACUGUAGAAGAGGGAUCCAAUGGAGGUGACUCUGAAGAUGGAACCUCUGGUGAUGAUAACAAUGAAGGAAACAACGAAGAUGGAACCUCUGGUGAUAACAACGGAGAGGAAAACAACGAGGGUAACACGAAGAAAAUAAUGAAGAAAAUAAUGAAAAAAAUAAUGAAGAAAACAACGAAGAAAACAAUGAAGAAAACAACGAAGAUAACAGUGGAGAUAACAGCGAAGAUAACAGCGAAGAUAAUAGCGAAGAUAACAGUGAUCAGCAGGAUGGUCCAUCCAAGAAUCGUCCUCCCAGGAGGCGUCCACGUCCCUUCUGGUCAAGACGCAAUCACGGUCCAGUUUUUAUCCAUGCCAGGCCUCUUUUCCUUGCCAACAUAA